AUGUGGGACAAGCCAGUUUAUGGUGUUUUUAUAAAUGCAUGCUCAGCUUCAACAAAAGACUUUCUAACAGUGAUGAUGAUGACACAUUAUUUAAAUAUUUAUAUAUUCGCUUUAUUUUUCAAUUUCUUAUUUGUUUCGUUGGUUGGAGUACCAACAAAAUACGAAAUUCCCAUAAUCGAUGUUAACGUUGAAACUUCUGCUAAAGGCGACAACUAUGAUAAUUUCGAGAUUUCGAUUAUCCAUGGCCAAGUAAAAUCUAUCGCCAUUGAUUCCAUUGACAACAAUCGUGAACAAAAAGACGAUUUUUUAACAUCAAUACACAUGCAAUACUCUGUCUACCAUCAAAAAUACGACGACUUUAUCUUCAUUUAUUUCAACGGAAUGUCUCCUCCUGAAGAAAGUAGCUGCUUACAUCAUUAUUCUCAACGUAUCGCCUCGAUCCAAAUACGCUCAUUAGAAGGAAAAAAAUUUUUUCCGGGUGAUAAAAAUUUCAGCUUGGGGAAUGACCCGGAAAGUUUAGAUAAAGUUCGUUUGAGGAAUUGUCAAUUUGUUGUGGAUGCCUAUGAUAAAUUGCUUGUUAAUCCGGAUAAUAUGUUUCUUACGAAUUUUGUUAUGGAAUAUGUGAAAUCGGGUGAGUCGUAUAAUUUUUAUGUGCGUCCUGGUUGGAAAUUUGAAAAAGUUUAG
Ambispora gerdemannii is the source of this 684-nucleotide messenger RNA. Lineage: Eukaryota; Fungi; Glomeromycota; Glomeromycetes; Archaeosporales; Ambisporaceae. The record is from the annotation of a GenBank genome assembly.